Molecule: messenger RNA, 972 nt
Organism: Anguilla anguilla (European eel)
Lineage: Eukaryota; Metazoa; Chordata; Actinopteri; Anguilliformes; Anguillidae
Product: class A basic helix-loop-helix protein 9
Exons: 1
Coding region: 1-972 (323 amino acids)
Biological process (GO): developmental process; regulation of transcription by RNA polymerase II
Molecular function (GO): protein dimerization activity; RNA polymerase II transcription regulatory region sequence-specific DNA binding; DNA-binding transcription factor activity, RNA polymerase II-specific
Source: RefSeq, a predicted model, not a curated record
AUGACGGGCCGGGGCAGCUUCACCGAGUCGGAGCUCUCCGAGGAGGAGCUGGACGGGACCGCGCCAUGCGGGGACGGGUUCGAGGACAGCGGCAGCGACGACGGCGGCGGCGGCAGGAAGGGGUCGUCCCCCCUGCCCGGGAGCGAGGAUUCGGCGGGCGGGGCCUCCCCCGGAGAGCCCGGGGAGGCCAAGGGCCAAGGGAAGAGGCGGAGCCGGCCGGCGCGGUCCAAGGCCCGGCGGGUGGCGGCCAACGUGCGGGAGCGCAAGCGCAUCCUGGACUACAACCAGGCCUUCAACGCCCUGCGCGCCGCGCUCAAGCACGACCUGAGCGGCAAGCGGCUCUCCAAGAUCGCCACGCUGCGCCGCGCCAUCAACCGCAUCGCCUCGCUGUCCGUCUUCCUGCGCGCCAACCCCGGGCCCGCCCCCUGCGCCGCCGCCGCCGCCGCCGUCACCGCCCCGCUGCAACAGCGCCGGCCCUGCGUCCGCGCCGACUGCCGCGGCCCCGCGGACGAACCCGGGUCCGAGCCCCGGGAGGAGUGCGGCUUCCGGGCGCUGCCCGACCCCUACCUGUGCGGGCGCCAGCCGGCCGGCCUGCAUGCGCACGGCCACGCCCACGGCCCCGCCCACAUCCUGCCGGGGGAACCCCAGCUGUACCCGGCGGACGCCGCGGGGCACCCGGGGCCCCCCUGCCCUCCUUCGCCGCGCUGCCCCCGCGUCUCGGCCGACGCCCCGCUCUUCGCCCCGCACGAACGAUACCCUGAGCUCCGCAGCCCCCCCAUCUACGCCGGGGGGGGCGGGGGCGGCGGCGGCGGCGGGCCGGGGUCCGGCUACCAGUUCGGGGCCCGGGCCACCUGUCACCAGAACCACAUGGACGCCUUCGCGGACUGCCACCCCGCGCUCCCCCCCCUCGCCUGGCAGCUCGGCUACCUGCAGGGGGGGUCCGGGUUCCAGCAGUCCCUCAGCAUGCACUGA